This is a messenger RNA of Danio aesculapii, 7984 nucleotides long. RefSeq names its product calcium channel flower domain containing 1 (gene cacfd1). Bases 490 to 996 code for a protein of 168 amino acids. The transcript has 5 exons. Gene Ontology annotation, cellular component: membrane. Gene Ontology annotation, biological process: vesicle-mediated transport. NCBI's taxonomy places the organism in Eukaryota, Metazoa, Chordata, Actinopteri, Cypriniformes, Danionidae. The record is from RefSeq and is a predicted model, not a curated record.
AACGCAGACAAGGGAACCUCCAAGAAAGAGCCGCGGAGCAAAAGCUCUACUAAAUGAACCUGACGCCUUAAGGAUUAUAUAAUUCAGAAGACGCCGAUACAGAAACCCAUCUAAACCCGACAUUUUUACAAAAACACGCUUUCCUGACAGGUUUGGAGUAUAUUUGGAUGUGUAGCUGUCUACUGCCUCUAUAACACCAUAAUAACAGCAGCGGCGUCAGGUAAAUAAAGGCGCAUAAUUCUCCUCCCAGCGUUAUUUUCGAUGCUUUUUUACUUUAAAGGACAUAUUUCUCAGUCGUAUUUUUAAGUCCCUGUUCUUUUAUAACUUUAUUCCGCAAUUAGUUUAUUUGCCUGACAGUACAGUCAGCUGUAGUUUCCAGCUAUUGUCCUCUUCGUGGAAACAGCGACUCCCUCAGGCCGCCGCUGGUACUGCAGGUGCCGCUGUGCUGUAAGUGAGACACUGGGAGCCUGAAUAAUUCAACAGUGGAAAAUGAGCACAGAAGAGGCUGAAGCACCAACCAAAACUGCCACAGACGAGGAUGGCAUGUCCUGGUGGUACCGCUGGAUCUGCAAACUGGCCGGUGUGCUGGGUGGCAUAUCAUGUGCAACUAUGGGCGUUUGGAACUGUGUUACUGUGCAUCCGCUGAAUAUUGCUGCUGGAGUUUGGAUGGUGUUGACAGCGUUUGUGUUGUUUCUGUGUGAGGUGCCGUUCUGCUGUCAGUUUGUGGAGUUUGCCAAUGCAGUGGCGGCACGUGCAGAUCGACUGAAGCCCUGGCAGAAAGCACUCUUCUACUGCGGGAUGGCGCUGUUUCCCGUCUUUCUGAGCUUCUCCAUCACAACUUUGGUUGGUAACGCUAUUGCCUUUGCUACAGGAGUUCUGUACGGACUAGCGUCUCUCGGAAAGAAAGGAGACGCUGUGAGUUACGCCCGAUUGCAGCACCAGAAACAGGGCGACGAGGAAAAACUAGCGGGAACGACGGAGGAAUCUGUGCCCUGAAUCUCCUCUUCACCUCUUCUACCUCCAAUGCACCCUUUUUACAGUGGCCGACAGAGCUCACGAUCACGAACAAGUUAAGAAAACAAAUGCAAAUAGAAAAACAAGAAAACAUCUUUAUCAGUUUGACAACACACACACACUCAAACUCUUACAACACAUGCAAAUACAGAAACACACUGCAAAUAAUGCUGACCACAAUGGAAAUGUGUUGGGGGACAGCAAAAAGUAAACCCAGCUCAUUCCUGUCUUCAGUCGAUGGUAUUGUUAGAGAUCUGAUAAUUUAGUUCCUUAUAUUUUUAGCACAGAUUACAUUAAACGAAAUGUUAUUUUAAAGUCAUGUUAGUUUCAGAACUGAAAAUAUACAAACCACAACGAACUGUAUGAUAAAAAAAGUUAAAAAGGAUGUUUAAAUAAACUAAAAACUCACCUCUUAGAUAUCCAACAACACAGCUGACUCUAAAACAGGAAGGGUUCUUCACUUUUAGGGUUCUCCGACCAAUUAAUGAUGAUUUAUACUUAUGCAUCAAGCGCACGCGUAUGGUCUGGCUCAGCCUUUGCAUGGUCGCAGACACCUCGCUGACGCACCUCUGAAAAAAUUUAACUACACUUCUAAACAACGCGUAGCACAAGCUCUGUGAUUGGUCGACUUGGUAGCUGUGACCAGUGUGGGCGGUGAUGAAAGCCUAAUGGAGCGAGUGUUUACAAGUGUCCAGUCCAGUGAAAGAGCUCCAGAUGGAAACUUUUGUUUUGUGUUCACAUUUCUGUUAUUAAAGUUGUUGCACGUCCGCUGGUUCCCACCUCUGAAUGAGCGAGUUUGAGCUGCUUGUACAUUAAAGUAGAAUUCAGAAAAAAAAAACACCCGUGCAGAAACUCGACACAGAGGAACAUAAAAACCUGCUGCCAGCUAGCAAUUCGGAAAUGUUAUUGCAGAGCAACACUAACAGCGCGCAGAAGUAUAAAUGCACGACUACACACAAGACAUUCACUGUGGGACACGGCGAUCGCUUGAUGCAAAAGUAUAAACCAGGCUUUAUUGCUGUGCUCUGCAUAAUUUGCAGCACAGGUCUGUAUUUGUGUGUGUUCUGAGUGUGUCCUUACUUUAGCAUUCACUGCUUUUUUAUUAUCAUUAUUAUUGGGCAGUUUCCCAGUAUUAGUCAAGCAUCUGUUUGGGUCAUAUUUCACCAACAACUUGUUAUGUUUUCUUUUAUAUAUUUUAGCUUUUAUGUAUGCAUUUAUUUAUAAAAGAAAAUGAUUAUAUGAAUUUUCAAACUGCUGUUACAAUAACAAGAUUCAUAACAAUUCUCAACAACAGGAAUUAUAAGUUAAAUAGUUUGACCAUUUUAUAAUCUGAUCUUACUUAUUUUGCCAGUAUAUCAAUAGCUCUGUUUCCAUCUAAAGAUGCGAACAUAAUUUAUGCGCAAAACUGGAUUAUUGCAUAAAAGACGUGCGAAUAAAGCAGUGUUUCCAUCCAACGAGUCAAAGAGAACAAAAUCGUCACUUCCUGGUUAACUGGCGCCAAAUAUCAACAGUAAAAACGUAAUUUGCUGCGGUAAAAUCUUUUCUUCAUUUAAUAAAUGACUUACAUCUCAGAAGGCAAUCCAGACAUGCAAUGAACGCGCAGCGGUUUAAGGCGUGAGACACGGAGCACAGACACUCUUGACAGUUCUGGAGGUCAUUAAUAAUAUACUAACACGAAUACGGAGAUGGUUACAGCGUUUUAGAAUGACCUAAACAACAUUUCAGAUGUUUUACAGUGCGCAUGCUAGUAAAAGUGUUUCCAUUGUAGUUUAUGCGCAUUGAUAUUUCUUAUCAAAUAAAAUGAUCAAAAAAAAAUUUAUGUGCACAUAUCUGUCAACAUUGGGAUGUGAAAAUAAGGUAUAUGCCCACCAUAAUAAGCAAUUCCGCCGACCUGACCCACCAGCUCCCCACCGCUCUCCUUUUUUGUUUUUGUUUUUUAAAGUCCCCAAAUUACUAAAUACGUUUAUUUGGAGAUGUUUCAUUGUGAAAAGACUUAUUACUGAGUUAGAUGGUCAGUAACAGCCUAUGUUUUCUUAUUUUUUUUUUUACAAAAGAAAAAUAAAUAUUAUACAUUAAUACUAUUUAGUAUUAAGUAGUAUUAUGCAGCAAAUCCAUUAGCAAACAUUUCAGCUUAUUAAAAUGAAUAGCUAUUAUAAUGAAAUAGAAUCAAGCUAUCAGAUCUCAUUAGCCGUUUCUUCACUGUAUAACUUACACAUUCUGAUUAAAUAGCAACGACUGAAUCUCUUAUUUAUUUAGAUUUUUAUAUAGAUAACAGGUGUCACUUUAAAAUUAAACACAUUUAAUGUUCUCAUAAAAGCAUUAGAUUGCUUUCCUAACAUUUUAUGCUCAUUUAGGACCAAAUUAGUUGUGUUAGAAAAAACCCCCACCAAAGAUCGAAAUCUUUAGAUAUUGUUUUUAUUUAUUAUAUGUCUGAUUUAAACACGCACCCACAACCCAGACUUUCACUCUGCUUCAAAUCGCGUGUACAGAAUUAGUUCUAUUUAGUAGCGUCUAUUUAUAACUAUGGAGCGCGUCAGCUGACAGUCAUGCACCACUAUAUGACUGUUUUAAGGAUUGCAUGUGAAGGGGAGACGGCACCUGUAAUGAAAAGAAAAGUGAAUCCUGCUGUUUUUAUAUUUAUUUCAAAGUCUUUGCAUGCCCAAACAAAGCGAAAGCACAGAACAGACUCACAUUUAGGAGCAAGGGGCGGCCCCUGGUGGUUCGGCAGUAUGGGUUGCUUAUAGGGAGGCUCGGUUUAUUUGCCACUCUUCAGAGAAAGACUGAAAAUAUGGAAGAAAUACGAGAAAAUACCUUUACGGGAUGAUAUCGGGAUAGAACUUUAAAAUACAGGAGAAUCCCGGGAAAAACGGGAGGGUUGACAGGUAUGUGUGCAUUUUCUAAAUAUAUGCGCAUCUUGGCAUUUCCAUCAACCGUUUUUUAAUGCGCAUAUCCGAAAUGCAAAUUAAAAAUAGGUGGAUGGAAACAUAACUAUUGUCGCAGUACAAUUUUAUUCAAAAUAUUUCAUAUGCUGUCACUUUGCUGAAGCUGUUUUCUCUAUUUGUUAGUGUUUUUCUAUUUGCAAUAGUUUUCUUAACGGGCAGCACAUUUGUGCUCUUUAUGUAACCGGAAUUUUUCUUCCUUUCGCAACAAGAUACAUUUCCUAACCGAGGUGUUUUACAGGAUUUAUUUAAGCUAACCUUUAAGACUUUUAACAGCAGUUCUCCGGUUUGUCUGUGCAGGAUUUAUUUAAUAAAAAUGAGUUUUAGAUAGAAUAUUAUCAACCGCGCUCCCGUGCACACACACAAGCUUUUUUCCAUUUCAUUUAUCUUUUUAUAUCACCUGAUUUGCUGGAUUUAAUGCAUUAACAUCAACUUGACCUCAACACCAAAGCAGGGAAUUAGCAAAGAUUUAUUUCCCAGAAUUCUUUGUUCUGUAGAUGAGGUGAAAAAUGAACGUGUUUGAUGUUUGAUUACUUUAAAGCACAGGUGUCAAACUCAGUUCCUGGAGGGCUGCAGCUCUGCAGUUGAAGCUGCGGUCACACUUGACUUUUCUUCCCAUAGACUUCCAUUCAUACGCACGCGAAUGCGUCAGACCGAAAACGCAGGGUCAUGCGUUAAGUUUCGCAGUUCGCUGCGGUGCAAAGUUCAAGCUUGGUGAACUCUGAACUGCGAAAUCCCAUCACUUGACUGCGUAAGACCAAUCGAGGAUUAAAACACAACCUCUCUGGACAGAAAUUUAAAAUAUAAAGCAAUCGCUCGCUUUUUUUAAUGCCUAAUCAUCUUGUUUAAUCCCGCCUCUUUUUGCAGUGCCGCACGACAGAAUUUCGCACACACAAAGCACGAUGUGACCGUAGCUUUAGUUCCAGCCCUAAUUAAACACACCUGAUCAAACUAAUUGAGUGCUUUAGGUUUGUUUGAUACCUACAGAUAGGUGUGUUGAAGCAGGGCUGGAACUAAACUGUGCAGGGCUGUGGCCCUCCAAGAAUUAAGUCUGACAUCCCCGCUUUAAAAGAACAAACUAACUAGUUUUUAAUGUGUUAGCAUGGUUGAAAACACAGCAGGUGUGUUUUAAGGCCACUGCAGGGAUAUAAACAAAGCGUGUGUUUUUGGUGUGUGUGUGUGUGUGUGUGUGUGCCUCUGCUGAAAAGGCCUUUACCCAGAAUCUUUUGCUGCAGCAUGUUUGGUGUUUUUAAGUAAUGGUGGAAUGUAUUUUGCUGCGCGCUGCUCAGAAACCUUCUUGUCUUUGAUGUUUGGCGAUUUGAGAGUCUGAUCUGAGUGAUUUAAAGCGUUUACCUUCUGUGUUGAGGAACUUGCGUGUGUUUCUGCAGUCUGAACUGUCCUCUAAAGCCAUCUGAUUCUUGCUGCACUCAGGAAAAGGGCUUCUUUCUGAAAUAAGAAACGACUGAGUUUGCUGAUGUUUGCUUGUUUCUGCAUUUAUCUGAGCCAGUCUCAACACUGACCGCUUGUACGAAAGCCAAAGUUACUUAAAAACAAGAGAAAAGAACUAGAAUGUGGAGGUCAGAGGUCAUUCUGUCCUGUCCUCACCUUAGUGUUACUGCUUUUUGUUUUUAUUGGGUGGGUUUCACAAAGCACAUGCACUGAAAAAAGUAUUCAUUGGAUUUACUACAUUUUUUAAGGUAAGUGGUUGCAAACAUUUUAUAUUGGCUGAAUUUCAGCAACCAAAUGAAGUUGAACAUCACUACAAUUAAUUUGUUCGUUUAAAUUUAGCCACUACUUUAAAUUCACUUAACUUAAAUUCACUUAUUGGAUUUACAAAAAAUUGUAAAUCCAAUAAAUAUUUUUUCCAGUGUGUUUGGCGUUAUAUUUCACCAAUUAUUCUUGUUUUUAUUUAGUUUAAUAUAUUUUUUUCUUAGUUGAUAAUUGAAUAAAAUGUAUAUUUAUUUAUUUCAUUUUAUAAUUUGAAUUCAAGUCCCACUGUAGCCAUUCCCCACAACUUUAUAAACGAAAUGUAUAAUUUGAUCUAUCUUAUUUUGCAUUAUAAUAAUAUCACAAUGCAUUAAUUCAAAAUAUUUUCUUUAUCCUUUUGAUUUUGUGGUGAAAUGUCCCCUGGGCCCAGUUUUUCAAAAGAAAUCCAGUGGGAUUUUGGAUCACGGAUUGGAUCAAAUCUUGGAAAUGUUUUUUUUUAAGUAACAGAGGGAUUUUGAAUUAAGAUUAGACCAUCUAAUCCAGGGGUGUCAAACGUACGGCCCGUGGGCCGGAUCAGGCUCACAAAUGGGUUUAAUCUGGCCCGCGAGAUGAUUCUGUAAAGUAUACAAAUGAGCUGCAAUUUUUCAACAAAAGAAACUUCAGUUCCAAUUGCAAACUGUUAAUUUCAUCCGAUCCAAAAGCCUGAAUCAGCAUCAGUUUGACAGCCUUCUCAGAGCGAAAGACCAAAUUUAUGCCUGCCACCACACUGAGGUGUUCUCACGAGGAAGCGUAACUAUUUCACAAUUUGUUAGUUUAGUGGCUAAUUUAUACAAAUGUAGUCGUAGGAAAAUGUACGAUAUAAAAAAGUAGGGAUGGCACUCAACCACACCCCUAAACCCAACCGUCAUUGGUGGAUAUGCAAAUCGUACUUAAUUGUGCGAAUGAGAUCGUACGAAUUAGCCACUAAAUCAAAAAGCUACUAAUUGCCGUGAGAUCUGUUGUCCUCGGGCUCCAGCUUUAUGUUUUAUGUCGAUGGUAUUAAAACUAAGAAAACAAUCUGAAGUUGUUGUUUUUAAGUUAUAUAUACCAUGAUUUUACCGGUCCGGCCCACUUGGGAAUAAUUUUCCUACAUGUGGCCCCUGAGCUAAAAUGAAUUUGACACUCCUUAUCUAAUCCAAUCUUACUUUUGAUGUGGAUCAAACCUGCUGUUUGGGUUACUCAAAACUUUGAACUCAGAUUGGGAUCUAUUUGAUCCCAAAAAAAAACAACAGGAUUAUCCUAGUCCCAUCAGAAGGGAUUCAGUUGUGAUUUUAACCAAAAUAAACCAAUUAAAAUAAAAUAAACAUUAUUUUUUAAGUGAAUGAUCACAAACUUUAUGGUUUCUGAUAAUAUAUAAAUUCCUUCAUAUUUGAAACCUAUAUGAAGCAUGUCACAUCUAAUGAAAUAUGGUAUAUAACUAUAACAAAAGAAUAUCAAAGAAGUAUUGUAUUAGAACAAACUCAAAAUGUUUGUCGAUUACAGUGUUUCUGUUUCUUACCAUUAAAACAAACAAUGGCUGUUUGUGGCCACUGCUAUUUUGCCUACCUUGCCAACCCUAGUUGUUCUUUGCUAAGCCAGUAGCCACACUGUUGGUUCCAUUUAAGGCUCUGGUAAACAGGAUUUGGUAAUCCUGAAAUUUAGUAUUUGGAUCACAGUGAUCCAACCCAAUGAUCCCUUAAAAAAAAGCUGUCAUAAAAGUGAGAUGGAUCAGUUAAUCCUGGAUAGCAAAACAUGGGCUUUCUAAAUCUGGACCAAUUUGACCUGGAUUAUUUUCUUUUAAAAACUGGGCCCUGGGCAUGUUUGAUCUUAUUAGAUGCUUUCAGUAAACUCUGCAUGAAUGUUUAGCAGAAAAAACGAUGUCCACUGACACUACUGAGCCUAGUUAAAGCUCCACCAGCACACAAACCAGCUCAAAACCUCAAGUCCAGCUAGUUAUAUUAACUAUCUUUGGUCUACAAUCCUCCAGAUGUCUUGUGGAGGAGUUAUAACACUUCCUUAGUAGCUAAAUGUUCCAUAAGGAGGAACUCUAAUCUUAAUAUCUCAACAUUCACAGUAUCUAUAACUAAAACACUACUGACUGAAUGAAGGGAAAGUACUUUCAAACACCAAAAUCCACAACAUAAACUGGAUUUUAAGCUGUUACGCAGUAAUUUUUGUGUCUGUGUGUGUUUGUGUUUGAUUGGUGACAUGGAACUGACUGACUUUGCAAUGAUGUGUAAAAAAAGGUCUGAAAUUGAGUCUGUUUUUCCUCAAGAGCUGAAUAAAACAGGUCUUUGAUCUCCUCA